AUGGCGCCUUCUUUCGACCAUCUGCGCGAGGCAGAUCUCGACGAUGAGGAGUACGACGAGGAGGAGAUCGACAUCUCCGACCUGCGCGAGAAGUACGAGGUUCAGCUGGAGCAAGGAUACGAUACCUUCGUGGUCAUCGAUGGCCUCCCCGAAGUCAACGAGGAGCAGAAGCCCAAGCUGGUCAAGUUCUUGCUGAAGAAGUUGAACUCGGUUGGAAAGACAAGGGAGGAUCUGAUUUACAUGCCCAUGGGCGAGAAUGGGAAGUCGCUGAGAUUCGCCUUCGUCGAGUACUCGUCCCCCGCCGAGGCUGCCGCCGCUGUUCGCGGACUCGACCAGGUCCCUCUCGACAAGAAGCACACCCUCCGCGUCAACAAGCUCACCGAUGUCGACCGCUACGGCCGCGAAGGCAAGGUCCAGGAGGAGUACACGCCGCCCUACAUUGAGGAGUUCACCGAGAAGGAGCACCUGAGAUCAUUCAUGAAGGACCCCAGCGGCCGUGGCAGAGACCAGUUCGCCAUGUACCGUGGCGACACCGUCGGCGUUUUCUGGAACAACGAGAAGGACGUGCCCGAGAACAUUGUCGACCGCCAAAAUUGGACAGACAGCUUCAUCCGGUGGUCGCCGCAAGGAACCUACCUCACCUCGGUCCACGCCCAGGGUGUUCAGAUUUGGGGCGGUGCCUCGUGGUCACGGCAGAAGCGUUUCCCCCACCCCUUCGUCACCUUCUGCGACUGGUCUCCCUCCGAGAAGUACCUGGUGACAUGGUCUGCCCGCCCCAUCUCUAUCCCCGACGAAGGCCACCCAGCCUUGUCCGUCGACGACGAUGGCAAGAACUAUGUCAUCUGGAGCGUCGAGUCCGGCAAGCCCAUCCGUUCCUUCGCCAACCUCGACAUGGCUGGCAUGGACGAGGUCAAGCAGCGCAAGCUUCUGUGGCCCGCCUUCAAGUGGUCCGCCGACGACAACUACGUUGCUCGCCUCAACUAUCAGACCGGUAUCUCCGUCUAUGAGCUGCCCCGCAUGAACCUCCUCGACAAGACCUCCAUCAAGAUUGAGGGCAUCAUGGAAGACGGCAUCAAGACGUACGAGCAGCUCCUCACCUACUGGACUCCUGAAAUCGGCAGCAACCCCGCCAAGGUCGGUCUUAUGAGCAUCCCCAGCAAGGAGGUUGUCCGUCAACUGCCCCUGUUCAGCGUCUCCGACGCCAAGCUCCACUGGCAGUCCGAUGCCUCGUACCUCUGCGUCAAGGUCGACCGUCACUCCAAGUCCAAGAAGUCCCAGGCCACGACGCUCGAGAUCUUCCGCAUCAAGGAGAAGGGCGUCCCCGUCGAGGUCGUCGACACCAUCAAGGACACCGUCAUCAACUUCGCUUGGGAGCCCAAGGGCGACCGUUUCGUCAUCAUCACGACGACCGAGCCCGCCGGCGCCGUCGCCGUCGCACCCAAGACCUCCGUCUCCUUCUUCUGCCCCGAGAAGGCCAAGGGCAACACCAUCGGCAACUUCAAGCACCUCCGCACCCUGGAAAAGAAGAACAGUAACGCCAUCUACUGGUCCCCACGCGGCCGCUUCGUCGUCAUCGCCACCGUCCACAACCAGCAGAGCUCCGAUCUCGACUUCUUCGAUCUCGAUUUUGAGGGCGAGAAGCCCGAGUCCGACAAGGACCUGACGGCCAACCUCCAGCUCAUGAACACUGGCGACCACUACGGCGUCACCGACAUCGAGUGGGACCCCUCAGGACGCUUCGUCGCCACCUGGGCCUCUGCCUGGAAGCACUCUAUGGAGAACGGAUACCACAUCUACGACUUCAAGGGCGAGGCGCUGCGCGAGGAGCCCGUCGAAAAGUUUAAGCAGUGGGCCUGGCGCCCGCGCCCCCCUACGCUGCUUUCCAAGGAGGAGCAGAAGCAGAUCCGCAAGAACCUGCGCGAGUACAGCCGCGUCUUCGAGCAGGAGGACAUGGACCGCGGAGCGUCCGCCGACCGCGAGGUCGUCGAGGCCCGCCGCCGCCAGCUCGCCGAGUGGGUUGCGUGGCGCGAGGACAUCGAGGCCGAGGUCGCCGAGGAGCGCAAGGAGCUCGGCCUGCCCCAGGACAUUGUCGCCUACCUCCUCUCCAAGAAGACGACGACCAGCGACGGCGAGGAGCAGGUCAUUGAGGAGAUUGUCGAGGAGGUCCUCGAGGAGACGGAGGAGGUUGUCAACUAA
Colletotrichum spaethianum is the source of this 2196-nucleotide messenger RNA. Its product is annotated as eukaryotic translation initiation factor 3 subunit B. Gene Ontology annotation, cellular component: eukaryotic translation initiation factor 3 complex. Bases 1 to 2196 code for a protein of 731 amino acids. Gene Ontology annotation, molecular function: translation initiation factor activity; translation initiation factor binding; RNA binding. The record is from RefSeq and is a predicted model, not a curated record. The transcript has 4 exons. Lineage: Eukaryota; Fungi; Ascomycota; Sordariomycetes; Glomerellales; Glomerellaceae. Gene Ontology annotation, biological process: translational initiation.